UCAGACUGCAGUCAGAAAUCAGCGCCUGGCCUGAUCCAGCAGCAGCAGCAGCAGCAGCAGCAGCAGCAGCAGCCUGCAGUCAGACCCCAUCACCCCGCCAGGCUCCAACAGGACCGGGAUCUGCUUUCUCCAUCGAUCCGACUUAGGAUGUGGAAAUAGAGAGACUCAGUCUGAGCCCCAACAGGUGCCUCCCAGCAUGGACAGGAUAGGGGUCUCCUUCCUGGACCCCCUGGAGGACUACGAGCUGAUCCACCGGAUUGGUUGCGGAACCUACGGAGAUGUGUUCAAGGCCCGCAGCAUCAGGACAUCUGAACUGGCAGCGAUUAAAAUCGUCAAGCUGGAUCCUGGUGAUGACAUCACAUCCAUCCAGCAGGAGAUCACCAUGAUGAAGGAAUGCAAGCACAAAAAUAUUGUGGCCUACUUCGGCAGCUAUCACAGGAACACCAAGCUGUGGAUCUGCAUGGAGUUCUGUGGGGGGGGAUCGCUUCAGGACAUGUACCAAGUGACGGGUCCACUAAAAGAGAAACAGAUAGCAUUCGUGUGCAGGGAAACCCUUCAGGGUUUAUAUCACUUGCAUGAAACAGGCAAAAUGCACAGAGACAUAAAGGGAGCUAACAUCCUUUUGACUGAACGAGGUGACGUCAAGCUGGCUGACUUUGGAGUGGCAGCAGAGAUUAGCGCUUCAGUGGCCAAAAGAAAGUCUUUUAUUGGAACUCCUUACUGGAUGGCUCCAGAGGUGGCUGCAGUGGAGAAGAAGGGCGGCUACAACCACUUGUGUGAUAUCUGGGCUGUUGGCAUCACUGCCAUUGAGUUGGCUGAGCUCCAGCCGCCCAUGUUUGACCUCCACCCAAUGAGAGCAUUGAUGCUGAUGUCCAAGAGCAGUUUCCAGCCUCCAAAAUUAAAGGAUAAAGCCAAGUGGACUGCAGGUUUCCACAGCUUUGUGAAGAUGUCUCUCAAUAAAAACCCCCGUAAAAGACCCUCAGCAGAGACACUGCUGCAGCAUCCGUUUGUGACCCAGCUGCUGACCCGGAACCUGAUCAUUGAGCUGCUGGACAUGGCCAACAACCCAGAGCUACACAGCGCUCUCACACACAGCAUCGAUGACAGCGAGCUGGAGAUUGGGGAAAUGUCUCCAGACAAGAUUCAGUCAGCAGGAAAACAUCUGUCUGUAGAGAGGACCCUGUCUGAAGAACAAUUUGACCAAAUAAAGUUUGGACGUCCACUGAGAAAAGUCACAGAGCCUUAUCCUGACUUGGGCUCCUAUGAUGACUGGAGCAUGUCUGGAGAUGAAGAUAACUCACCGAGCCUGUUGGAAUGUGUGGAGCAAGCCCUGCAGAUGAGGAGUUUAACGAUUGCAAGAGCGCCAUCUGCUGAUGGAGGUAGGAAGAGCGGUUUGUUCAGUCCGACAGCCUCACUGCCGGCCUUCAGCUCUUUAACUUCCAACACAGAAGACAGAGACCUGACGCUGAGACCGGCCUGCACACUCGGCCCUGACGCGGCCAUCACAGCCGACUCAGGCUCUGCAGCAGUCUUGUCCAGGUGUUCUGCCACACAGGACAUCAGUCAGCGCUCCAGUGUCCCAUGUUUGCCACCACAACACUCUGUAGUAGCAGAGAAAAGGAUGGCUUCCUGCCCCAGAAGAGAGACGCCGCUGUCUCCAGAGUGGAGCACGCUGCGGAAAAAGCCAGAGGACUCAAGAGCUGGUUGUCAUGGGCUUCCUCCCACCCCUCAAGUCCAUAUGGGAGCCUGCUUUACUAAAGUCUUCAACGGCUGUCCUCUAAAAAUCCACUGUGCUGCUACCUGGAUCUUACCCAAAACAAAAGAUCAAUACCUGAUUCUUGGAGCAGAGGAAGGAAUUUACACAUUGAACCUAAAUGAACUUCACGAGGACACACUAGAAAAGCUGCUCCCUCAGCGAUGUACGUGGCUCUAUGUCAUGAAUAAUGUGCUGAUGUCUGUGUCAGGAAAGUCGUCGCAGCUUUAUUCCCACAGUCUAACGGCUCUGUUUGAACAGAAAGGACAUCUGCAAAAAAAACACGGCAGCUUGUCUCUCAGUACCAAUCGCUUCACUGAGAGGAUCAUUCCCAGAAAGUUUGCCAUAUCUGUGAAAAUUCCAGACACUAAAGGCUGCCGGAGAUGUAGUGUGGCGAGAAACCCCUACACAGAGAGUACCUUCCUGUGUGGGGCGGUUCCCUCCGGCCUGGUGCUGCUGCUGUGGUAUGAGCCUCUCCAGAAGUUUAUGCAUCUAAAGCACAUACCAGUGCGACUACCAGAGUCUCUGCCAAUAUUUGAGCUUCUGGUUCUGGUGACAGAUGAGUUUCCCCAGCUUUGUGUGGGGGUGAGAGAGUCUAAAAAUGAGGAGAGUCCAACCAGCCAGCAGCUCAAGUUUGAUAUAAUCGAGCUGAAUGCUCCUCCUGCUUCAGUGCCAGAUGGUUGCGCCCUCCGAGCUGUACAGGUAACCCAGCUGGACCGAGAUACAGUUCUGAUUACAACUGAAAAAACUGUAAAGAUAGUGGACCUGAAAGGGCUUCCAUCCAAAGAGCUAGCAGCUGAGAUCGUUUUUGACUUUCCAAUUGAAACACUAGUCUGUUUGCAGGACAGUGUGCUGGCUUUCUGGAAGCAUGGCCUGAAAGGAAGGAGUUUCCAUUCGGAGGAGGUAACACAGGAAAUCACAGAUGAGAGCCGAGUUUUCCGAGUUUUGGGAACAAACAGAGACAUCAUCCUUCAGAGUACGCCGACAGACGACCCUUCAGCGCUGAGCAACCUGUACAUCUUGACUGGUCAUGAAAGCAGCUACUGACCUGGAAAACAGGCUGACUUCUUAAAGAACAAGAACCAGAAUGUUCUACCUGCUCAAGUUUAAGAAGCGAUUCCCUUUGCAUGGAAGGCGGAGAAGACCUUAAUACCAUCGGCUCACAGCAGACCCCUACUGGCAGUUUCUGCAGGGACACGGCUCCCAUCCCACAUCAAGAGGCAUGUUGCUAAGAAACGGUUGUACAACUUGUCAGUUUGUUUAAGGAAUGGCACAGCUGAAGCAGCAUCAGCAAAGAUUGUGAUCUAUCUUGCCAACUGUAGUCAUAACACAACAGGGGGAAAUGGGACCUUACACCAGAAACCUGGGUUGGAUAUUUUCAGUCCCCCUUCAGACACUGUGACCUACAAUCUCCUGUUUUUUUGUAAUAAGAGAGUUUAGUUGUAUGAUGAAUUGGCACUUUAUCCAGAAAGUGAAGGGAACAUUUGCUUCUUUAUCUGAGAAAUGCUAAAAAAUAAAUAAAUGGUGCAGUCUAUGGUUCUGCUUCCUGUGUAGAACUGAAAUGGACCUCAGUAUCUCCAUGUCAGACCAAAAUAACUGGGAUGAUUUGGUAUUUCUCCAUUUUAAUGUUUUUCUUCUAUAUGCUGAAAUUUUUAUUGAAGGGUUUAACUGAAUCAGAGUUUGUCCACAGUCCUAACAACCUAAUGUGUAACAUCACAAUUUUCAGUAAAAAUAGCCAGUUCCUUAAACAUUGGUUCAGUUGAGGUAUAAUUUGGUCCACAUGGAAACUAAUGAUUGGUAUGCAGAUAAUUUCAUUUGUAAAGAGCUGGGAUAUCUAGAGAAGAACCAGAGGGUGUAGACGCUGUCAGCAGGGAUGGAGUGAUGAGGCUGCAAGCUGUUUCUCUCUCUCUCUCUCUCCCUGUCUCUCACGCUCUCUCUUUUCUUCCUCUUUUUCAAUGUGUCCUGUCUGACAGUGUGGCACUCAGAAUUGUUGUGUGACUGCCAAAGUGAAGCCAAACUGAUUUACUUUCACAAGUGGAGCGUUGCAGAUUUUGCUUUAAUGCUCCAUUAGAUAUAUAUAAAAGUUUAUUAGAAAAUGCUUUGAGUUUAUUUCAAUUCUAACAUGGAGAUAGAAAUAGAAUUCAUUGAAAGAGGUGAGCCAAGAUGGUUUGGACAUCUGAUCCUCUUGGUGCCUUUCUCUGAAUUAACCUCUUUAGAAUCAUAAACUUCAUGUUUAUGAUUGCCAUCUUUUGCCAAGUGCCAUCUUUUCUGAAUAAUUAUCCAAAGACUAAAAAUAC
This is a messenger RNA of Xiphophorus maculatus (southern platyfish), 4050 nucleotides long. RefSeq names its product mitogen-activated protein kinase kinase kinase kinase 2 (gene map4k2). The record is from RefSeq and is a predicted model, not a curated record. Gene Ontology annotation, molecular function: MAP kinase kinase kinase kinase activity; ATP binding. Gene Ontology annotation, biological process: protein phosphorylation. The transcript has 32 exons. Bases 197 to 2800 code for a protein of 867 amino acids. NCBI's taxonomy places the organism in Eukaryota, Metazoa, Chordata, Actinopteri, Cyprinodontiformes, Poeciliidae.